Molecule: messenger RNA, 1665 nt
Organism: Melampsora larici-populina 98AG31
Lineage: Eukaryota; Fungi; Basidiomycota; Pucciniomycetes; Pucciniales; Melampsoraceae
Exons: 2
Coding region: 1-1233 (410 amino acids)
Source: RefSeq, a predicted model, not a curated record
AUGGCCCAGUUUCAACCUUUGACGGAUACCUCUAUGCCGUACUUUCUCAACAAUCGAACGACAUCAAGCUCGUCUCUCAAAACCCGCCAACGUGAAACAUACGAAGCUUCUCAUGAUGUUGUGUCUCGACCUCUGGCACCUCAACUCCAAAUCACCUUGGCUGACGGUGAUUCUGAUGAUGAGGACCAUCUACGAGGUCGCCGCCCAUCUUUAACACCGGACAACUCAUACCCGGCCUGUGAGCUUCCCUUCUCGUCUGAGCCAGCUCUCGAAUCCGAGCUAGAAACCGAACUUCCUCCUCUCAAGAAGUUGAGAUCGUCGCGGAAUGGUGGGGUCAGCGAAGAUGGAGUAGACUCUGGCUUCUGCCCUGAAACCGUUCGAGGGAUCCUGACUAAGAAGGACCACAGUUCCCAAAGUUCACCCGAAGGUUCGGGUCAUUCUAGCCCAGUUCAAAUGUCGCCCAUUUCUCAAGAGCUUAGCUCAUUACCGCUGUCAAGAGCUCAUACUGUUAACAGUCGCCCUGACCCUCGACCCACUUCUCGUCGAAAUUCAUCAUGUCAAUCUGCCGUCUCAUCCCUCAAUUCGAACAAGACUGUCCGCUUUGCAACAGAAAAGAGCCCUCCAACUUGUAAUCCAUUGUGUCAGAGACACCAGCCAUCAGAUCAUCCUGCCUCAAGAUGUUCAUGUCAUCUCGAAAACCCAGUGGCCACCGUCAUGUAUUUGACACAUUCUGCAAAGGUGUAUGAUCGGACUUCGAUUGUUGUUGAAAAAAGCCUACGUCUCCCUCCUCGUCAAGAUGCCUCUGAAUGUGGACGAUGGGUCCAACGUUGCGAGUCAUCCACAGCAGUUGAGGGUCGUGAAAGGUCUAGGCUAGGCUCGUGUAGUCCUACGCCAAAUUUCAACAGUGACGACACGGCAAGUCGGAAUAAGGACUGCGAAGCAUGGAGAGAUAAGAACCAUGCUAUCGCUAGCAAUGUUCCUGAAGGUGUAAAUAAGGACACCUUUCCUAGAAGUCCUCCGUCGACAUCCUUCCCAUCUAUGGCUACCCACACAUCUGGCCUCAAUUUACAACAGUUCAGGAAACAAGAACAAUUUGAGGAAGAUCUGGAUGACGAGGAUGAAGAAGCUCGAUCUGAGACGGAGGUGGAUGACGACGAUGAAGUAGAUUGUAGUGUUGGAACCUGGUCACAAGGACAAGUGUUUAAAGAUGAUGAUAUCCUAGGUGGAUUUUAGAAACUCUACCCCAUAGAAUAAAAUGUUUUCUUCUUCCUUUCUAUUUCUUGUCUUUGUAGAUCUGUUGCUGUGACAACGAUUAAUGUCAACUUGUUACAAAGAACAGAUUUUUUUAUACAUAGUUGUAAUUUGGACGCUAUAAGUUUCUUCUUUUCUUUGGAGAGAGUUUGAUUCUUUUUUCUUUUUUUUUGAACAUUAAUUUUGCAGACGCUAUUUUUUUUGGUUUGCUUAACAUUAGAGAUAUAUGAAUGAAACAAAGUCAUCCUUAUUACACCUUUUUCUAGUUGGAAGAGCCCUGUUACAAUUGCAUGUACCAUCAGUUUUCCCCCUCCAUUGGACCCAUGGCUUUGUUUGCUAGGUCCAGCUUGUAAUUUCUAGAUAGUUGAGUAAAGGUGUACAAUUUAUGAUAAAAAUUGAUAAACCUCACUUGAU